Molecule: messenger RNA, 1661 nt
Organism: Gigantopelta aegis
Lineage: Eukaryota; Metazoa; Mollusca; Gastropoda; Neomphalida; Peltospiridae
Product: mannosyl-oligosaccharide 1,2-alpha-mannosidase IA-like
Biological process (GO): N-glycan processing; carbohydrate metabolic process
Cellular component (GO): endoplasmic reticulum; Golgi membrane
Molecular function (GO): calcium ion binding; mannosyl-oligosaccharide 1,2-alpha-mannosidase activity
Source: RefSeq, a predicted model, not a curated record
AUGCGUAUAGAUACUUUUAUUCACAGAGUUCCUCUAAGUAGUAAUGUUCAAUUGUCCAGUGAAUCAACUGUAGAUACACCUCAUCAUACUGACAGCAGUGAGCCACAUGUAGCACAAGUCAUUCAUACUAGUAAAGAAGGUCCGGAAGUUAGUACUUCAAAACCACCCAAAAUAAAUAGAAUAAAAACAGAAAAAACAGUCUCAGACCGAGAGACCCAGAAAACUGAGAAUGGAAACUCGAAAGAAACAGGAACACAUCCGUCUGAUUCCAACCUGUCUGAAACAAGCAAAAGACAAGAAAAAGUUAAACAGAUGAUCAAGCAUGCAUGGGAUGGCUAUUUCAAAUAUGCGCUGGGAGAAAAUGAAGUGAAGCCCCUUUCAAAGAAAGGUCAUUCUGCUGCUGUUUUUGGAAGAACUCAUCUGGGUGCUACCCUCGUUGAUAGUCUGGACACUCUAUAUAUAGCUGGUUUACAUGAUGAGUUUCAUGAUGCCACUAAAUGGGUUAAAGAGCAUUUUCAUAUUGCAGAGGUAGCAUCGCAAGUUUCUUUCUUUGAGUUUAAUAUUCGUUUCAUUGGUGGAUUCCUUAGUGCUUACGCUCUUAGCGGAGAAGAGAUAUUUAAACAAAAAGCUCUUGAACUAGCAGACAAAAUGAUGCCUGCUUUUAAUACUCCAAGUGGGAUUCCAAAGAGCUUAGUCAACUUAAAAACUGGUGCAUUAAAGAAUUGGGGGUGGGCAUCAGGCAAAUGUUCAGUGCUAUCAGAGAUUGGAACGUUACAAUUAGAAUAUCAAUAUUUAACAAUGUUAGCAAAGAAACCGAUUUAUUUAGACAAGGUACUGCAUAUUCGUAAGUUACUCAAAGAUGCUCCCAAAUCAGAUGGUCUUUAUCCUAACUUUAUCAAUCCUGAUAAUGGUCGAUGGGGAACUAAGCAUAUAUCUUUAGGAGCUCUUGGUGAUAGUUUUUAUGAGUAUCUCCUUAAGGCGUGGUUAAUUACAAGUAAACAUGACAUAGAAGCUCGUGAUAUGUUCUAUAAUGCCAUAGAGGCAUGUUUUUCAGGUGGUAUGUAUGCAUUAGCCUCAGUACAUGCUAUUAAUGGUAAAUCUAAACAUUACAUGGAUAUUGCUAAGAAUAUUACAAGAACUUGUCGUGAGUCAUAUGUACAAACAGGAAGCAAUUUAGGUCCAGAAGCAUUUCGUAUGGAUGGCUCAGGAAAAAUUAAUAGCAGAAAAAAUGAGAAGGUGUAUCUUUUACGUCCAGAGACUGUGGAAUCAUUUUAUUUAUGGAGACUAACAAAGGAUCCUAUGUAUCGAGAAUGGGGCUGGGAUGUUGUAAAGGCUUUGGAAUCACACUGUAGAGUUGAUACAGGAGGUUACUCAGGUAUCAAAGAUUCUUAUAGUGGAGAAGCACCAAAAGAUGAUGUCCAACAAUCAUUCUUUAUUGCUGAAACAUUAAAAUAUCUUUAUCUUCUAUUUUCUGAUGACUCAGUAAUAUCACUAGAUAAAUGGGUGUUCAAUACUGAAGCUCAUCCUCUGCCAUUACUGGAUAAUUUUCCUACUAAUAUGCCACGCCUUUCAAAUAACAAUACUGUUUCUGUGGAGAUUGACUCACAUCCCAAGUAUCAAAAGAAUAUACAAGAACAUGAGGGAAUUGGCAAGUUGUACAG